AACCUUGGGGGCCGUGCGCGACGACGGUGUUGUGCGUUUUGUUCCGCGGUUUUCAUUUCUCGAGGAAGGGCUCCAGCAGCGGAUCGACGACGAAAAUCGGAGGGCCCGUCGCGAAAAGCAGAUCACGCAACAACGGGUUUGGGAUCGUGGUAAGUGCUCGUGUGUGCCUGGUCAAGUACCGUGUUUAGUCCGUGCGGAGGUUCAGAAAUAAGAUGUUGGCCACGGGGAUUUUCCCUUUUUUGUGCUAGUGAGUUUUAGUGUUCAAGAUGAACAGUGAAGUGAGUCAGUUGUGGCUGGGUGCGGUGCACGGGGCUAGGCCGAGUUCUAGUGAAAAUCUUUACAACGAUCUUCUCGGGUGCUUCGAUCGUCGGAAAUAGUAUGGGCAGCGCGGCGCAAAACUAGUUUCCCACUCGCCAGCUCGCAAUUCCGUCGUGUGUCCUUGAUGUCAUCUGAUGCCGAUGACGAUGAUGGUGAUGAUUCGUGGCCGUGGCCGCUGUUAGUGUUGUAAUCGCAGUAACGUGUGUGUGGAAAUAUUGUGCGACGCCUACUAAACGAGGGCAGUAAAUGAGAUUCAUAUUAGCGUUUAAUAGUCGUAGCAGGUCAGUGAUUUCGCAACAGGAGGCUAGAGUAAGGAGGUUGCUCCGGUUCAUAAAUCGAAUCCAACCCCGAAAGAAGGUACGGACAACAAACGGAGGUGUGCCAAAGAAAGAGCGAAGGAGAAGGAGGACCUGAAAGGACACAAAAUCAAAGCGCCAGCAAGAAGGAACGGUCCGAACAAGCGCUACCGCCGUCCAGCGUAAAGCGCCCUUGGAAAACCUCGACGCACGGCGAUCGGUGCUAAGGCUGGAAGGAAGUGACCGCACGCUAGUCCUUGAUUGGAUUUUUCCCUUGGCCGAGAGCUAGAGCAAGAGAGAGAGGCGAAGAACGAACAACGGUUACCUUUUGCUUCAGGUUCAAGCCACAGAAGAUUGUAAAAAAGGAAAAAGGCAGAGGAGAGGAAGACGACGACGACGGUACCCCAUCAUCUGCCGUUGUUUGCUACUUGUGUUACUUUGUGUCACUCUGCUGUUCUCCGUCUGCUGAUCUCACACGACAGCAGCUGCUCCGAAUCCGCCGGGUCAUCUCAAGAAUAAGAAAAGAAAAAGAUUGAUUCCAUCGGCCGCUACCAAAAUGGCUGAUCCGGAUACCGCCUGGCUAGAGGAGCUGCUAGCGGAUGUACAGUUGGAGCAGUUUCUACCACGAAUUCGGGAUGAGCUGCAAGUGACACGGUUGGCACACUUUGACUACGUGCACGUGGACGAUCUCGAGAAGAUCGGACUCGGUAAACCCGGCAUACGGCGUCUGCUGGAGGCGGUUAAGAAACGGAAGGCACAACAAUGGCGCCGCAACAUACUAUCAAAGCUGAUCGGUGGCGGAAAGCAACAACCUCAAAAGAAGUCCCAAACGACGACCUCGACGGCGGCCCCUGCGACCGAGGAGGUUCCAGCACUAACCUGCUUGAUUCACGAACGGGACGUUACGCUGUCCGUCAAGCUGGGCGAUGGAUCGUUCGGUGUGGUACGGCGUGGUGAAUGGAGCGCACCGGGCAAUCACGUCAUACCGGUGGCGGUGAAGGUGCUGAAAGCGGACACACUAGCCCAGCCGGGUGUUAUGGAGGACUUCUUCAAGGAGGUACAGGCGAUGCACGCGAUGAACCAUCCGAAUCUGAUCCGGCUGCACGGGGUCGUCCUGUCCCAACCGAUGAUGAUGGUGACGGAGCUGGCGGUCAAUGGGUCGCUGUUGGAUCUGUUGCGCAAACAGUGCAAACACACACCGCUCCCCAUGAUCUGGAACUGGUCGGUACAGAUUGCGACCGGUAUGGCGUACCUGGAGAGCAAACGGUUUCUGCAUCGUGAUCUGGCCUGCCGCAACGUGCUGCUGGCCACCGGGAACAAGAUCAAGAUUGGUGACUUUGGGUUAAUGCGCGCUCUGCCCCAGCAGGAAGAUUGCUACGUGAUGACGGAACACAAGAAAGUACCGUUCCCGUGGUGUGCCCCGGAAUCGUUGCGUUAUCGGCAGUUUAGUCACGCGUCGGAUACGUGGAUGUUUGCGGUGACGCUGUGGGAGAUGUUUACCUUUGGGGAGGAUCCGUGGGUUGGGUUGAAUGGGUCACAGAUCUUGCGAAAGAUUGGACGGGAUGGCGAGCGGUUGCAUCAUCCCGAUGCCUGUCCACCGGAUGUGUACCAGCUGAUGCUCCAGUGCUGGGAUAAGACGCCUUCCGAGCGUCCAACGUUUGCUGCGAUCAAAGAAUUCCUAACCGGUGUACCGCCUCCGAUCUAUCGUGCGAUCGGGAACUUUAACGCCGAAAACCGGCUGGAAGUACAGCAGGGUGAUAUGAUCGUUAUAAUCGACGAUCGGCCGGAACUGCAGUUUCUUAAGGGACAAAACCAGCGUACCUUUGAUAUUGGAACGUUUCCUAGAACUGUUGCUGUUGAUGCGAGGAAAGCGUCAUCGAGUACAGCGGCUGGAUCGAGUGGAGCUGGCUCAGCUGCCAUCAUCAGUCGACCAUUGCAUGAUUCCUUUCGCCAUACGGGACACGGAUCACCGUUUGGCAACUCAUGGGGUAAUCCCGCCAGCUUGGAGAUGGAGGGUGAGGUCAAGCUGAGAAGCAAAACGAAGGAUAUGGUUAACGUUGACCGGCGUGGCAAGUGUAUCUCGGAGCAAUACGUAAAGGAGCGCAAGAGCAAUGCAUCGAAGCAGUUUUCCUACAACAAACUCGUCAACGAAAGUCACCAGAAACAUCACCAACACCAGCAGCAGCUGUUGAAGGAUGCCAAAAAUCGUCCCCUACGGCCACCGCAGCCGCAGAGCAAUGGUACGUCCACGGCUAGUGCAUCGACGACCGAGGGCAUUCUAAUCGAUCUAUCCUCACCGAACGAUGAAACGGAGCGGCACGCAGGACCGGUUGGUAACGCAUCGAAGGUGGGAUCGCUGAACGCCUUGAAUCGACAGGCCAUCAGCAUACUGGAUGAACCGAUCGAUGUGCCGACCGAGGGUGAGGAUCAGUUUUUCAGUGCCUCGGAACAGCCUCUGCAGCAGGUAUCCUUCGAGACAGUUACAGCACUACAGCAGCAUGGCAUAGGAAAGCUGGAACCUCCACCGUAUCAGAUGCCUCCAAAGUACAGCAAUACUUAUGGGAUCGUGCACGAUAGCACAAUGAAUCUCAACAGCAGCUACAGCAAUGGUAGCAUCAUUACGACGAACAGCUUCCCAUCGGAACCGGAUCCGUUUGCGCCACAGGAUCCGGUCGUAACGUCCGACUAUGAGAGUGGUCCAUCGAGCACGGUCAGCGCCCGGGAGCUGAUGGCAAGCAUUAAAAGGCAGCAAACAAUCGAACAAGCUGCACCACCAGGUGUGGGAACCACCAUGCUUGCACCGACCGUCCUACAGCAACCACAGCAGCAGCAACAGCAGCAGCAGCAUCAACUAUCAUCAUCAUCAUCACAGUCGGUCUACGGUAAUAUCAGAGCAUCGGUCUCUAACAUUAACGCCAAUUAUGGUAGGGUAAGCGAUUUGGAUGAGCUUACCUCAAGCAUGCUGGUAACGUUGAAUCAAGCGAACGGAAUGGGCAGUCCGGUUCAGAAUCUCAAUGAAUCUCUCGAGGUGAACGUAAGCAGCAAUAGCGCACUCGCGAAUGGUGGUGGUUUGAUGUCGCCGUGCAGCGUAGGAACAGCGGUGUCCGGUGUCCAGCAGCUCAACGUGACACCGAAGAAGCUGGAUAAACAGUUUUUGGCCGACCUGGAGAAGGAUCUGUACAAGAACGAUUCAUCGGCAGCAAACAGUUCGUCGGCGUACGCCACACGCAAUAAUGCGAAGGAGAUGGCUCACACGAAGUACGACACUACGGCUAAUCUGGCAAUGAGUCAGUAUUAUGCCAACCAGGCCAACACACUGGCAUUGGCUGCCUCACUACAGCAUCAGCUGACACUGUCGCCAAAGAAGCAAAACGUCCAGCAGCAGCAACAGCAGCAGCUAUCCAGUACCAGCACCACUGACACCACCAGCAGUGUCGUGCAGCAGAUGUGGAUGGAACGUACCGUCGGUGAAUCGACCGCACCGCAGCAACUGUACGGCAACACACUGCACGUGUCGUCCUCACCGCAAAAGUCUCACAACUAUGUGGCCCUCUCGAAUCGGCCCAUCAUGCCCAAUGCGGUGGGACAUUAUGGAUCAACUGUAAGCCUUACGGCGACGGCAGCAGCAGCCGCUGCUCCUGGUGGGGGUCCGUCCAAUAUUUACAACAGCGUGUACAAUGGAAGCAUCGCUUCAACCGACCUGUACCAGACGGUGCCAGCCGGAGGCGUCGAUUUGUAUGAUAUUGUCGCACCGACACCGGCCUCACUCUACGAACCUAUUCCUUCGCACCUGCAAGCUCAGCAUCAGAUUUACAACAACGUGAAUCCGGUCACAGGGCACCCGCCACCACUGGUACCGGCGAUCUACGAUGAGGUAUCGAAUGAUUUGGAUUUACGACCGAUACGUCCGGCACCAUCGGCGCCACUGUCUAGCCAACAGAUACAGCGUCGCUUGGAGCGUGCACAACAGGAUCAACAGGUGGCCAGUCUUAUGCAAGAACUCGGUGAUGAGGCAAGCGAGGACGAGGCACGCAAAUCGUUGUCAGCGGUCAAUUGGGAUCAUACGCUAGCGGUGCGACACUUUAAAAUUGAAAGGCUUUGUCGGCUUGGUGUAGCAAACAGAACACGAUGUGAAGAGGCGCUGCAAAAAACGGGAUGGAGUAUUCAACUAGCAGCCACGAUACUGCUCGAGACCUGAAACUAUUCUUGCUCACUAGGCGACAACACACAUUGGGCUUCGUGAGCAUUAGCAACCCCAUGGCCUCCGUCGGGCGUUAGUGAACGCAAAAUGAAAGAAUCCGAUAGCGCCCCUUUUUUAGGAUUAGAAACUCCUUUUUAUUAUUUAACACAAAGGAUAGCUAAUAUUGCUUUUGCUGGCGGCAUCCCUUUUACCACGAUGAACCUCACUGAGCUAUCGAAAUGUGUGCUACCCUUCCCUGCGGCACACAUUCCGUAACGAAUCCAUGAUCUGAAAAUACUGCGGUAUGCAGCCUUCGUACAAUGAAAUGUUAAUGCAAGAGUAUUACUUAUACAGCCGGGUGCUGCGUGCAGAAAAUUUCGCAGACAAGCAGCGUACCUUCCACCCUUUUCCUUAUAGUCGUGUAAAUAUAGGUAUAUACACCCUCUCCCGUUAACGUAGAGUUUUGUUAAAGUUUCAGAUAGUUUCUAGAAAUGCUGGAGGCUUGUUAUCGAAUCGGCGCAAAAGCAACACGCAACGCAACCCAACUGUGACCCGAUAAUUCUCUCUGUUUUUUUACUAGUUUAACCAGAGAACGUCUAUUGUUCGCCAGUAAUCGUAUUCGUGAAGAUAGGUUUUACUGAAAAAUGAACGUGCGUUUGCGUAUCAGGUAAUCAGCGCUGCUAUCCUCCUGGCCAAUCAGCGGUUUAUUCUAAGCCUAAGUCAAUUAGUGAAGGCAUAACUGGCAUCGGAAUUUGUCGCGAGGAGGAAGAGGAAAGGCAUAAAAUAAACGUCCACUAACCGACUAUGGAACGUCGUCAUAGCAAAGUACGAAUAAAUCGCAAGUAUACAAAUCAAAGGAAUAUAAUAAACGUGCUUCUGAUGAUGAUGGAGCAGGAACAGAAAUGCUUAGUUUAGUUUAGAUUGCUCGCGUACCUUAAUUUAAUCUUCCUUAACCCUGUGUACACUUUUCUGAAACAAUCGGUGUGCAACCACCUUGAAGAAAUAAAAUUAUAUUUUUGUCUUGUGAA
Messenger RNA from Anopheles darlingi, 5822 nucleotides. It is a transcript of the gene Ack, whose product is annotated as activated Cdc42 kinase Ack. The record is from RefSeq and is a predicted model, not a curated record. Gene Ontology annotation, molecular function: protein tyrosine kinase activity; ATP binding. Lineage: Eukaryota; Metazoa; Arthropoda; Insecta; Diptera; Culicidae. The coding region runs from base 1171 to 4812 and encodes 1213 amino acids. The transcript has 6 exons. Gene Ontology annotation, biological process: protein phosphorylation.